Messenger RNA from Didymodactylos carnosus, 1311 nucleotides. The record is from the annotation of a GenBank genome assembly. Lineage: Eukaryota; Metazoa; Rotifera; Eurotatoria; Philodinida; Philodinidae.
AUGACAUCAGGAAGGUUUCAGAAGGGUGCAAGAAAGCUAAUGGCUAUGCAAACGGCUGUAAAAGCGUUCAAGCCGGAAAAGAAACACGAUGUAGAUGUUCCUGCUUUAAAGAAGAAAUUUUUGGUGUUAUCUUAUCAUGAUGAAGUUGAAGAGAUUAUCAUAACAUUUGCAGAUCUUUUGUGUGAAUAUAAUAUUCCAGUGAAAUUGCUCGUAGAUUUGACACAAAGGCAAGAAUGGAAAAUACUAGACGAUACAGCUGUUAUUUGUUGCUUUCUAAGUGCUCGUUACCAAAAUUCGCCAGCUUGUAAAAACCAGUUAGAAUAUGCUAGCAUGGCGGGUGCUGCUGUUGUUCCAUUCCAAAUGAGCAAAAAGUGGAAACCAACUGGUUGGUUAUCUUCUAUUACGGAUGGCCGUAAGACCAUUGAUUUUUCCGAAAUAAAGAAAACAAAUAUUGUAUCAAAAACAGUUGAAUUAAUCUAUGAGCUGAGAACCAUUGUUGGCAAAAAACUGGAUUUUGGAGGUUUUGAAGGUGAUUUUAAUUGUCCAAUACCUUUGGAAGAACUUCAGGAGAGCACAUAUGGUGGAAAAUUUAUAAUUUUAAGAAAGGAUUUUGGUGAUAGUCAUAAUAAGGUCUUGAGAAUGGUGCACGAAUGGCUUGGAUAUUUACCAGUAGGAUACAAUAUUGAAAAAAUUGAAGUUGUAUUUAAUUCUAAUCGUUAUCGAAUGUUCGAGGGACAGCUAAUGUCCGCAGAACAUCGUCAAGAACAAGCUGCAUUUCAACCAAAUUUAUCGAUUGAAGACAGCCAAGAAGAAAGACAAAAUGUGUUAGACAAAUUGUAUGACCUAGCCAAGAAAGUACAACACAAUAGAAGAGUACGAAUUGUUCGUAUGUGGCAUGGAUGUAAACGCAGUAUAUUGCCUAAUCUAUUAUCGGAUGGUUUUGCAACAUUGAGUAUUCUUGAUUCUGGAUGGUUUGGUAGCGCAAUGUAUUUAACAUCAUCGGCUAAGUAUGCCACGAACUACAGUGGAAAUCACGAAUGUUUGGUCUUAUGUUACGUUCUGAUCCUAAAUCCGUUUCCUGUUGUUGCAUCUGAUGCACCAUCUACCGCAGAACCACAGCAAUUUCGUUUUUAUGGUGCUGGCAAUUAUAAAAGUUAUCAAUGCCAUUACAUUCCUGUUUCUCCUAGUAGCCAUGGCAAACCGUCGGAUUAUCGUCCGCCUGCUGAGGGAACUUUAUACGCUAAAUAUGAUGAACUGGCUGUUUUUCAACAAUCUGAUAUUUUACCUCAAAUUGUUGUGUAUUUGAAAUAA